Messenger RNA from Copidosoma floridanum, 1023 nucleotides. RefSeq lists its product as uncharacterized. The record is from RefSeq and is a predicted model, not a curated record. Gene Ontology annotation, molecular function: nucleic acid binding. Lineage: Eukaryota; Metazoa; Arthropoda; Insecta; Hymenoptera; Encyrtidae.
AUGGCUCCUCUCCCGCGGUCACGAGUUACUCCCUUCCGCGCCUUCGGUCGUACUGGGAUCGAUUCCGCCGGGCCGUUCCACGUCCUCGCAGCUAAGGGCCGAGGCGUUCGCACCACAAAGGGUUACAUCACCAUAUUUGUCUGUCUCACCACGAAGGCACUACAUCUGGAGCUCGUGGGCGAUCUAUCAACCGUCUCCUUUUAUGCGGCUCUCACCCGCUUCUCUGGUCGCCGGGGAAAACCGUCUGAACUCUGGAGCAACAACGCGACGUGCUUCCAUCGAGCUGACACCGAGUUGCGCGACGCGCUCCGUCUUGCUGAGCACCGGUGGGACCUCGUCGCGAGUUGCCCUAGCGGAUCAAGGUAUCGAGUGGCAUUUUAUUCCACCCGGGCCCCUCACUUUGGAGGUCUCUGGGAGGCCGUGGUCAAGUCCAUCAAAGGUCAUCUCCGGCGAGUCAUGGGCUCGCGGCACCUAACGUACGAGGAGUUCUCAACCGUCUUGGUCGGGAUCAAAGCUGUCCUCAACAACCGUCCCCUCACUCCACUGUCGGGCAACACGGACGACCUGGGCGUGCUGACCCCCAGUCACUUUCUCAUCGGAGCCCCCCUCAAUUCAAUCAUUGAGGCCGCGCCACCCGAUCAGGAUCUCGACCAUCUGGCUCAAUGGGAGCUUGUCCGGGGCAUCAGAGCACAAUUCUGGGCCCGAUGGAGUCGGGAGUAUCUUAAUACUCUUCAACAGCGAUCGAAGUGGAUCACCCCUCAUCGGAACCUGACCUUGGGUGAUAUCGUCACCGUCCUUGACUCAUCUCUACUCUCGACCGACGGCCGCUGGCAUCUCGGCCGCAUAACUGGCGUUCACCCUGGCCCGGACGGCCUCGUAAGCGCUGUGACCGUCCGAACGGCGACGGGAGAAUACACCAGGCCAAUCACGAAAGUCACGCUGCUUCCGAUGAUAACCCAGACCGCCUCUCAGCCUGCAUCGCCCGGAGGCAAAACCGCUCUGGAUACGGUGGGCGGGACUUAA